CAAACUUACGCAACUUCAUCCGAUUUGAUGACAUGUUAGCAUGUAGCUACGCUAGCCUAGCUGGUUGACAUUAUUAUGAUGACAGCGGGAGGAUAGCAAUCAAUUAAUCUAUCACAUCGUUCCACUCACGGGUUUUUUUAAUAUAAAAAGAAACAAGAACAGCGAUGGAUGCGGUGAACGCUUUCAACAUGGAGUUAUUCUCCAUGAUUGAGAUGAAGCCUCCGAUAUCCCGCGCCAAGAUGAUGUCAGUCACAAAGUCAGCAAUCAAAGCAAUUAAGCUUUACAAACACGUUGUCCAGAUAGUUGAGAAGUUCAUCAAAAAGUGCAAGCCAGAUCUGAAAGUCCCCGGUUUGUACGUGGUGGACUCCAUUAUCCGACAGUCGCGCCAUCAGUUUGGGGUGGAGAAGGAUGUGUUUGCACCAAGAUUCCUGAAGAACUUCACAGAUACCUUCAAUAAUCUCUACCUCUGCUCUGAAGAUGAUAAGUGUAAGAUACUGCGUGUGCUGAACCUGUGGCAGAAGAAUGGAGUGUUUGACAUGGACAUCAUCCAGCCCUUGUUGGACAUGGCCCAUGGCUCUCUAGCACCAGCUCAUUCAACUCAUCCAGCUCAUUCAGGCGCAGGUCCAACCGUCUUCCAGCCAGAGCCCCAGCCUCCGGUCUCCGGCUCCCCAGCCGUAGCCGCUGUCUCCCAGCUGCCCAACUCCCAUGCCCUGGCCGCUGUGGCCCAUCUCUUCCAGACCUCCGGGGGACAGGAGCUUCAGAAGAUGCUCCAGAACCUCCAGCAGGGGGAGAACACACAGGCGGCCAUGAUGUCCAACACCACGGUCCCAGAACAGCUGCACUCGCCCUCAUCCCAGCACCAUGCGCCCGCAUCGCAGCCCAACCCCUACGGCGCCUUCAACGAACAGAAGAGCAGCUUGGCCAAGAAACUUCUCGAUAGGUUUGAUUACGACGACGAGCCGGAGGACGGGAGGAAUAAGGAGAGUCAUUCUCUAAGGCCUCCUGGGAACUCAUUCAGCCAGUUUCCUGGUCAGGCGACCAACGUGGAGUCCAGCUUCCAUCCACAGAGGAUGGGAGGAAUGAAUGAUCACGAGCACGGCGGUCUGGAUCAUAGCGCCAUGAUGCAAGACUGUUAUCCUCCCAUGAACGACUCACACGCACGGGGGGGCUCCAGAGAGGACACCUCGUCCCGGAGAGAAGGCAGACAGAAGGGCUUCGGGAGGAGGUCACGAUCUGGCUCCAGGUCUCCCAGGAGGAGGAGGUCGAGGUCCACAUCCCGGACAAGGAGGUCUCGUAACCGGCCGUCCGGCUCGCAGUCCAGAGACAAACGCUGGAAGUCUCGGUCCUGCUCUGAGGACCGAACGGAGAGGGAGCGAGACAGAGAGCGCAGACAGAAAGGCCUGCCCAACAUCAAGGGCCAGACUCUCAGCGUUUGCAGCACCACAUUGUGGGUGGGACAGCUGGACAAACGGACGCAGCAGUCUGAUGUCAUGUCCCUGCUGGAGGAGUUUGGCCAGAUCGACUCUGUCAACAUGAUACCACCGAGGGGCUGUGCCUACAUCGUGAUGGUCCACCGUCAGGACGCCAACACCGCCCUGCACAAGCUCAGCAGCGGCCUCUUCAAGGUCAACCAGAAGCCCAUUAAGAUCGCCUGGGCGCUGAAUAAAGGGAUCAAGUCGACCCAUAAGAAGUUCUGGGACGUGGAGCGGGGGGUGACCUACAUCCCCUGGAACAAGGUGAAGGUGGACGAGCUGGAGAGCUUCAGAGAGGGGGGAAUGCUGGACAUGGACUCCAUCAACCCAGACUGGGGGGAUGUGGUCCAGGACCUGAAGCCAGCGGCGCUGAACGGAGGGCCAGAGGCAGAGCAGGUAGCGGGGACCGGCGGGGCUCCACUCCAGGUCCCACUCCUAGCCCAGCAACACGCAACAGCCAUGGGGGGCCCACCUGGGUUCCCUGCCGGCAUGCUGUCUCCAGGUGGGGCCCCCCCCUACCUCUCCUCGAGGUUCGACCCCUCUAAGCUACAAGAAGGUUUCUCGCCGCCCGCCGCUCGGAGAGGGAAGCCCUCCGACGACUCGUCCAGCGACGCCAAACCGUCCGACGCCAUGUCCCCCGACUCCGGGGCCGACAGCCGGCUGGGCUCCCCGGGGCCCCAGUCCAUGUCCGUGCCCCCGGGCCACAGGCCGGGCAUGCCCCCCCACAUGCACAGCCCCCCGCCGGGCAUGGGCAACCCCCACAUGCCCCCCUUCCUCCCGGGGCCCAACAUGGGCCACGUGCCCCCGCAGAUGAUGUACCCGCCGGACCGCUACCACAUGCACAUGCCGUUCCCCCCUCGGGGGCCCCCCUUCCCCCCCCGUGGGCACCCCAUGGGGCCCGACCGAGGGGGGCCCUUUCGGAACGGAGGGCCCCCAGGGUUCGGGGGCCCUCCGUUUCUCCGGGGGCGCUGGUGAGGGGUGGAGUUAACAGGGGGGGGGGGGGGGUCGGUUAACCACUGUGACCAGUAGUGACAAUCCGGGGGGAACAACAACACACACACAGACGGGACACACAAGGACCGCGGUGUGUUUAAGACGACAAGAGGACCUUCUCUCAGCCAAAGACACACUCUUUUGUUUUGUGAUUGUUUUCAGGGGUUUUUUCCAACGGCCGAAAGGUUUUUAGUAGCGACGUUGGCUCCCAUUGCAUCAGAGUGACUGUGGAUGUAAAUAGUGUACGUGUGUGUAGCCGGUCUUAUCGGUUUGUAUAUUUGAGAUUAUGUUUAUAUACCGUAGGGAUCCAAUUUGUCUGGUCAGGAGAAGGAAAUUCAAGAAGAAAUGUGUAUUUUUGUCAUUGUUCAUUAAAUAAGAACGUAUGUAGGGGAAAUAAUGGUGCACAUUUAUUAUUUAAUUCAUUUUGGUUAUUCCAAUCUGUUUUAGUGAAGAACAAAUAUGGUCAUCUUCAACUGAUUUCUCAUCCCGCCACUAGAGGGCAGAAUAGCCCCGCUGUGAACGUGGAAACCAAGCUGAGGUUUUGAACUUCUGAAGUGAAGGACAAAAGGGGAAUGUUGAGUUAAAAAAGAAAACAAUGGAGGAUAAUGCUUAACAUCGCCCUAACAUUUCUUAAAAUAUUUUUUUUUGGGUGGGUGACUAAAUAACGAUGUUCUUUUUCUUUUACUCCCAUUUAGAAGUAUGGUAAUCUGUGCUCACAUUGAUUAAAACCAUUAUUUACUAA
Messenger RNA from Gadus morhua (Atlantic cod), 3207 nucleotides. RefSeq names its product SR-related and CTD-associated factor 4. Gene Ontology annotation, molecular function: RNA binding; RNA polymerase II C-terminal domain phosphoserine binding. The coding region runs from base 165 to 2447 and encodes 760 amino acids. Gene Ontology annotation, cellular component: nucleus. Gene Ontology annotation, biological process: negative regulation of termination of RNA polymerase II transcription, poly(A)-coupled. The transcript has 18 exons. Lineage: Eukaryota; Metazoa; Chordata; Actinopteri; Gadiformes; Gadidae. The record is from RefSeq and is a predicted model, not a curated record.